AUGGUUCCCAUCGCUCUGGAGGUGACCUGCAGCUUCCUCACCUGGCUGUGUCUGUACCUCUGCCUGUGCCGCUGGAACAAGCGCCGCUCCUCCGAGUGGAGCUGCCGCCUGGUCACCCUCCUGCACGGGCUCGUUGUCACCUGCCUCUCGGGUUACACCGCCCUCCUGGCCGGCCCCUGGCCUCUGACCCACGCAGGUUCACCAAACACACCUCUCCAGACCCACGUGCUGUCCCUGACCUUGGGCUACUUCAUCUUCGACCUGGGCUGGUGCCUGUAUUUCCAGACAGAGGGGGGCCUGAUGCUGUUCCACCACACCCUGAGCAUCUGUGGCAUGGCCCUGGUGCUGGGGCUGGGCAAAUCUGCCACGGAGGUCAACGCUGUCGUGUUUGUCAGCGAGAUCACCAACCCCCUGCUCCAGGCCCGCUGGUUCCUGCGGGAGACGGGCCGGUACCACACCUUCCUGGGAGAGCUGGUGGACUCCCUCUUCGUGCUCCUCUUCCUGGCACUGAGGAUCGUGGGGGGAGCCUGGAUCAUGUGUGCCAUGCUGAUGGCCCCUCGCCCCAGCUGGCUCCUCAAGGCUGGGGGCCUGGCCAUGUACGUGGUGUCCCUGGGGUUCAUGGUUGAAAUCUGCCGCUUCGUCAGGAGGAAGAUGGUGAAAAAACACCUUCCCUGGACGCGCCUGAGGAGUGGGAAUGAACCUGUGAGAGUGAAUGGACACGUGGUUGCUCAUUGAUGGGUGGUGGAGGACAAUCCCCUGGCCUUGGGGCCUGGCUGCUGGAGCUUAUUCCUGCCAAAAGAGCUCCUGAAAUGACUCUCUGGCGCUGGUUUGCUACCCCUGGAAGGAGACGGGUCAGCGCGAGGAACGUGGAAAAGCUGGGAAAAGAGGGAUUUGAGUGGAAAUCUGAGCCUGACACUGAUUCCCUGACUUCUGCAGCAAUGGUACAGCCUCAAGGAGGGUGGCAAUGCCAGACCUGCUCAGUCUGCAGCCAACAACGGCACAGUCCGUGUGCUCUGUCAUCGUUUCUGAGGUAGAAUUAUUUUACAGCGCAGAGAAAAUCAAACAUGGAAAAUCCAACCUUCCUGCCAGUGGGGCUGGGUAGGGGUGUGACCUGGCAAAGAUUUGC
Lepidothrix coronata (blue-crowned manakin) is the source of this 1126-nucleotide messenger RNA. Its product is annotated as transmembrane protein 136-like. The record is from RefSeq and is a predicted model, not a curated record. Bases 1 to 735 code for a protein of 244 amino acids. The transcript has 2 exons. NCBI's taxonomy places the organism in Eukaryota, Metazoa, Chordata, Aves, Passeriformes, Pipridae. Gene Ontology annotation, cellular component: membrane.